AUGGAGCAACUCCCUCCCCACCAAGCCCAAGGAGGACCCAUCCAUCUUCACCAGCCCGUGGCCGUCGCACCUCGCACUGUUCAUGGCCCCAACGGCUUGCUGGCCAACACUCCUGGUGGCCAUGCUCAGAUGCCAAACGCCGUCUUCAGCGGAGGCCCUGUCCAGCCUGCCACUCAGUCUCAGGCCAUGCUUGUUCCUAUGCAGCCUGGCAGUGCCCAACCCGCGAAUGUUGGCCAAGGCCAGCAGCCUAUUCUGAACGAUGCGCUGAGCUAUCUCGACCAAGUCAAGGUGCAAUUCGUCGACCAUCCCGAUGUUUACAACAGAUUCCUCGACAUAAUGAAGGACUUCAAGAGUGGGGCUAUUGAUACACCUGGUGUUAUCGAACGUGUCUCGACCCUCUUCGCCGGCAACCCAGAGCUCAUUCAGGGCUUCAACACCUUCUUGCCCCCAGGCUACAGGAUCGAGUGCGGCACCGGCGACGAUCCGAACGCUAUUCGAGUAACGACUCCCAUGGGAACAACCGUUCAGGCCAUGCCGGCACCCCGGCCCAUUUCUCCACGCACCGCAGCUCCUCCGCAAGACGGAAGCAAUCAGGAAGGCCCUUUGUUUGCCGCAGUCAACAGACAGACCAACGGCAACUGGACGCCUCAGGCUCCUGGCCAUGCUCACAUCGUCCACAGUCCUAGUGGUCGCCCGGUAGGAGCCGCUCCCUUCACUUCCCAGAUGGGCCCCCAGCAAGCCGCCGCCAUUGCCGAAGCUCAAGCUCGCGAACAGCAGCAGGCCUUGAGCCUCCAGCAGGAACAGCGUGUCUCGCAAUUGCAAAAUGCCGUCUCCGCCGCAGCCGGUGACAAUCUCGCUAGGGCUGGCAUGAUGUCUCCGACUGGUGGUGCUGCCGCUCUUGCCCAAGGUGAAAUGGUGAUUGGUCCUGAUGGUCAGCCCCUGGGCCACGAGAAGGUGAGGCCGCAGGUCGAGUUCAACCAUGCCAUCAGCUAUGUCAACAAGAUAAAGAACCGCUUCCAACAGCAGCCAGACAUUUACAAGCAAUUCUUGGAAAUCUUGCAGACCUACCAGCGCGAGUCUAAGCCGAUCCAGGACGUCUAUGCCCAAGUAACGCGACUUUUCAAUUCGGCCCCAGAUCUUCUUGAGGACUUCAAGCAGUUUCUACCAGAAUCCGCCGCACACGCGAAAGCCGCGGCAGCCGCAAGGGCACAACAACAAGAAGAGUCUGUCAUGCUUAGCAACGUGCGUGGUGACCCUUUCUACCAGGCACCACAGCCCCAUCAGACACCCAGAGCCGAACAUCGCCUGCCACCCGUCGGAAACUUUGCUCCUACACCUACUGUUAAUAAGGACAACAAGAGAAAGCGCGGUGACAGACAAGGGACCGUCACCAACGCAGGCCCUGAGACAAACGGCUUGGCUAAAGCUCCAGCUUACGGCCAGAUGACUAGCGUCAACAAACGUGCUAAGCAGACCCAUGCCACCAGGCAGGUCAUGCCUUCAGACAUCCCCCCAACUUCUCCAACUCUGGUCCCUGCGCUCCCUGAGCCUCUGCCACCGACCCAGAGCUCGCUUGCGACAGCCGACGAGAUGAGCUUCUUCGACCGUGCUAAGAAGGCCAUCGGCAACAAAGCUGCCAUGAACGAGUUCCUCAAACUUUGCAAUCUUUUCUCACAAGAUCUGAUUGACCGCACUACUUUGGUUCACAAAGCCCGCGGUUUCAUCGGCAGCAAUCCAGAUCUCUUCCAGUGGUUCCAGAUGUGGGUCGGUUACGCCAACGACGACAUUCUCAUCGAGAACAAGCCCAGAGCCCCAUCAUGCAGAAUCUCUUUGAGCAACUGCAGAGGGCUCGGACCAAGCUAUCGCCUUCUUCCUAAGCGGGAGCGUUUGAAGCCGUGCCGUGGACGUGAUGAGUUGUGUAACGAAGUGCUCAACGACGACUGGGCCUCGCAUCCUACGUGGGCAUCCGAGGACUCUGGUUUCAUUGCCCACAGGAAGAACAUCCACGAAGAAGGACUCCACAAGAUUGAGGAAGAACGUCACGACUACGACUUCAACAUCGAGGCUUGUUCUCGCACAAUCCAGCUCCUUGAGCCUAUCGCACAGCAGAUUCUCCGCAUGAAUCCUCGUGAGAAGGAGGCUCUCGAGAUUCCUCCUGGUCUUGGUGGACAGAGCGAGACGAUUCACAAGCGCAUCAUCAUGAAGCUCUACGGCCGCGAGAAGGGUCACAUGGUCGUCCAGUCGCUCCACGCUCAGCCUUACAAGGUCAUCCCCGUGCUGCUCAACAGACUCAAGCAAAAGCUCGAGGAGUGGAAACAGGCACAGCGAGAGUGGGAGAAGGUCUGGCGUGAUCAAACACAGAAAAUGUUCUGGAAGAGUUUGGACCACCAAGCCGUGAACGCCAAGCAAGCCGACAAGCGUCAGUUCCAGACAAAGAUCCUCCUUGGUGAGGUCCAAACUAGAUACGAAGAGCAAAAGAGACAACGACUGGCCGGCCAGAACCCACGCAACCAGCCUCAGAUGACUUUCAAGUUUGCAGACACAAGUGUCAUCAUCGACGCGUCACAUCUGGUUCUUCUGUACGCCGAGCAGAUGCACUCUACGGAAUAUCCACGUUUGACCUCUUUCAUCCGAGAGUUCAUCCCCCUCUUCUUUGGCUUAGAUUAUGAGUGGUUCGGCAACCAGAUCAGAGCCAAGUUCGGCGAUACUCCUCACAUGGAGGUCGGUGAAGACUCAAUCUCGGCCUUUGACGAUCCGAUCAACGCCAAGCCUCGCAAACCAACAACCAAAAAGGGCGAUCUUCUGCGCGGUGUUCUCGAGCGCGGACGCAAGAACCGCAAAGAUGACGGUAGCAACACCCCUCUUAGUAGAGCAUCGACCCCUGAUAACGCAUCCAAUGUGGACGAAGAGAUGAGCGAUACUGCCAACGUGGUAGACGAUCUCAAGUCUGACAUUGCCUUGGACACCUGGGCAUCCCAUCCUUUGGCGGGCAACGUCCACAAGGACAAGGAGCUGUACCUCAACCAGAUGUACUCUCGCUCCAAGUACAACCUCUACGGCAACGCAACCAUCUACUGCUUCAUCCGCGUAUUUGUGUUCCUGUACGAGCGCUUGAAUAACAUCAAGCAGGCCGAGGCCGAUGCUCAUACCACAGUGAACCGUGCAAUGGCUCCUAAGCCUGCCACCGAGCUCGGUAUCAUCGACAAGCUUCCCACUGACUUCUUCACUGAUGUUAGCGACACAUCCAACUUCUACCGUCAGAUACUCGGCAUGUUCGAAGAUCUGAUCAAGGGAGAUAUGGACAUGGCACACAUCGAAGAGACGUUGCGCAGAUAUUACUUGCAGUGUGGUUGGCAGCUCUAUUCCUUCGACAAGCUUCUUGGUGCCUUGGUACGAUUUGCUAUUGCAAUGCUCGGUAGUGAAAGCACCAAGGACAAGAGCUGGGACAUUCUCCAGCUGUUCCGCAGAGACAGAGCCAAGGAUGAAACUUCUUUCCAAGAUGAGAUGAACUACAGAAAGCAGACCGAGAAGUACACGAAAGAUAUGGAUAUCUACGGAAUCGCCUAUGACCAAGCAACAUCUGAAGUGCAGAUCAGACUCUACAAGAAGGAUGAUCCUACGCUCGACACAACCUCAAUGCUCCAGGAGGAUCUCUGGCGCGUUUACGUCACCAAUCUCCUUAAGCUUGCGCCGACACCAGAUGUGCCCGCAACCAAGCGUCGGCCAGUAAUGCACAGAAACUUGCGUCAACUCAACGUGGAUCCCAGCACAAUCUACAGCGAGGAGCGUUCUGACGACUACCGCAGACUUGUGGAUUCCGCUGUUUCAUCGGAGGGUCUUGAAUUCCGCGUGGCCGUCGAGCUGUACCGCAUGUACUUCAUCAAGAACACCGAGGAGUACGCAUACCAACCAGCAUCCAUCCGAAGUGGAGGCAAGGAAGGUGUAGAGGAGGCAGACUUCACGGCCCGCUACCGAAGCGAUCAUAGCCAGGACACUGCCAUAAACCACGCAGCCAUGAGAGGGCUUAGCAAGGAGGAUGUCGAGGGCAAAACAUCUGGCUUCCACACUCUAGUUACCGAGGGCGGCGUCACGGUGUCAUUAGGUUCUACCGACGAGGACGAAGAGAUGGAAGACUAG
Aureobasidium subglaciale EXF-2481 is the source of this 4137-nucleotide messenger RNA. RefSeq lists its product as uncharacterized. Gene Ontology annotation, molecular function: transcription corepressor activity. The record is from RefSeq and is a predicted model, not a curated record. The coding region runs from base 1 to 4137 and encodes 1378 amino acids. The transcript has 5 exons. Gene Ontology annotation, biological process: negative regulation of transcription by RNA polymerase II. Gene Ontology annotation, cellular component: chromatin; Sin3-type complex. NCBI's taxonomy places the organism in Eukaryota, Fungi, Ascomycota, Dothideomycetes, Dothideales, Saccotheciaceae.